Molecule: messenger RNA, 3871 nt
Organism: Asterias rubens (European starfish)
Lineage: Eukaryota; Metazoa; Echinodermata; Asteroidea; Forcipulatida; Asteriidae
Product: tubulin polyglutamylase ttll6-like
Exons: 19
Coding region: 136-3183 (1015 amino acids)
Biological process (GO): protein polyglutamylation; microtubule cytoskeleton organization
Cellular component (GO): cilium
Molecular function (GO): tubulin-glutamic acid ligase activity; tubulin binding
Source: RefSeq, a predicted model, not a curated record
UCAUCAAUUUAGUGAAUGUUUUGUCCGUUGAUUAAGGAUUAUAAAGAAGUUGUUACUGUGUGUCCAACGAGUCUCGUCAUGCAACUGCCGGCAACUUAGGUACCAUCUUUUGUAACCAGUAAAGGUUUCAUCAGUAUGGUGGAGAAACAUGAGGAUAGCCCAGAAGCCCAGAUUGCCAUCCCUGGUGCCAGGCAAACCUCACUGGGAUCCCCGCAACCCCCAAUCUACAAUACAAAGUAUAACAAAGGUAUUGAAGACUAUGAUGAACUAUUAGACGAUGAGCCAGAAUAUCCAGACGAUGAAGCGGAGAAAGAGGAAGAAGAAGAUGAAAUAUAUGAAGAUGAAGAUGAGGAUUUAGAAGGGGAGGGAGGGGAUAGUGGAGGUGAAGAUGAAGACGUACCUGAAGAGAAGAUAGAAGUCAAGGAAAGAGUACAGUCUUCCACGACAAAGAAGAGGAAGAAAAGGAAGAAGAAAAUCAUUGGAAUCAAUUUAUCCAGCUGCAAGUAUGACUCGGUGAAGAGAAUGUCCAAAAGGUUUGGCAUGAAGGAGAUGAAUGAAGAUGAAGACUGGACAUUAUUAUGGACCGACUGUUCAGUCUCACUGGAUAGAGUCAUGGAGAUGAAGAAAUAUCAGAAAGUGAACCAUUUCCCUGGCAUGGGUGAAAUCUGUCGGAAGGACUUGCUUGGUAGGAACUUGACCCGGAUGCUGAAGUUAUUUCCCAAGGAGUACGCAAUAUUCCCAAGGACAUGGGUGCUUCCUGCAGAUUAUGGAGACUUCCAAGCAUUCUGUCGAACCAAGAAGAACAAGACGUAUAUUACUAAGCCGGAGAGUGGCUGUCAAGGUAAAGGCAUUGCAAUCACUAAGAAUCCCAUGAAAGACAUCAAGCCUGGAGAACAUAUGGUGUGUCAACAAUACCUCACAAAGCCGUUUCUGAUAGAUGGGUUUAAGAUGGAUCUGAGAGUGUAUGUUGUAGUCACUUCAUGCGACCCACUUAGAGUGUUUGUUUACAAGGAUGGCUUAGCAAGGUUUGCUACUGUCAAGUAUACAGAGCCAACAAACGGCAAUGUGGAUGAUGUCUUUAUGCAUUUAACCAAUUAUGCAAUCAACAAACACAGCUCAGACUUUGUGAGGGAUGAGGAGAAGGGAAGUAAAAGGCGGCUGACUACUGUGCGUAAAUGGUUUGAUGACAAUGGGUACGACUCCAACACUAUUUGGGAUGAGAUUUACGACACCAUCAUUAAGACGCUCAUCUCGGCCCAUCCGAUUCUCAGACAUAAUUACCGCACUUGCUUCAGCAAUCAGACAAACGUGAAAGGCAGUAGCUGCUUUGAAGUGCUGGGCUUUGACGUCAUGCUAGACCGGAAACUCAGGGCUUGGAUACUGGAGGUCAACCUGUCUCCAAGUUUCCACACCGACCACAAGCUAGACAAAGAGGUGAAGGAAGGUCUUCUUCUUGACACCAUGAAUCUUAUUAAUCUAGUACCAUUCGAUCGGAAGAAAUGUGUGGAGGAGGAGAGGAGAAGAGUCAAGGAUAGACUACUUCAUCGAGGCAAGAAGGAUGUCAAGAAAGAAGAAACGAUAGAAUCUCUGGCGUCUAUUCAAGAUGCCCUGAUUAAGUUUGAAGAUGAGCAUCUUGGUGGCUUCACCAGGAUCUACCCACGUGAGGGAUGUGAUAAAUACGAUAAGUACUUUCAGCAUAGUGGCUCGCUGUUCCAAGAAACGGCAGCUUCCAAAGCCAGAGGAGAGUGCGCCAGACAACAGCGAGAAGAGCUGCGAUUGAAGCAGGAGAAACUGGAGAUGAUGUUGAAGAAGAAGCCCUCAGAACGACGAGACCCAGAAGGGGUACGACCUGAAAGUCCAGGAAGAGAGAAAUCCAAACGACGGAGUAGAGUCAAUGUACCCAGGGUAGCACUCGGGAAACGUCUCAGUCAGACCAACUCACAGACAAUGAUCAAGCCCCUAGAGCAGGAAUUCAUCAAUACCAAAGAGCCCAGAGACAUCCUAGAGGAGGAAGAGCUUGAACGGAUAAGCUCUUUACUCCAACGAGAUAAUCUAGUCAGAGGAUUAGGCGUUGUUGAACAUGUGUAUAGAUUACUACACUGUACACCGGGAACAGUUGGUGUGAUGAAGAAUGCUGAGAGACAGGCUAAUCGUGAUCUCCAGGACCUGUCCGGCAAGAGUAGUCGUUUGACGUUCAGUGACCACAUGGCGGUUACUAUGCCCCCAGAUGUCAAUGCUCUACGUCCCAAUAAUCUUCCAUAUGCAUCCCAAAACCCGCCUUCAUCCUUCACACAUCAGAUAACCGGCCCAACUUCCUCCGCCGUCCGUGUCCAGCCCCAUCCCCCAACCCACAUAUCCAGCGGUCAGUGGCAAACCAUGCUCGCUAAAAACCACCGCGCCCCAAUCACGAACCACCAGCAGUCGGCUUAUGCCGUCUCCCAAAAUCCCAACCCUACCACCCUCCAGCAGCGGUACCGCUUUGCCCCUCGGAAGGGGUAUGCAACCGGGCGUGACGCACGCCUCUCAAACACCGUUAUCCCCGAGGUAGAGUGGAAACACCUUGCGCACCUGUUUGAUCCAGACAAGACGGCACCUCAAGGAGGUAACAGGUUGAUAACGGCUACCACUCAGGGUCAGAAUGAUUGGCGAUGUGGAGAUUGUAUCAAUGGAAUCAAUCAUCAUCAUCAUCAUCCGCAGGAGAGAAGGAUACUUAGUGCUAAUGCGCAACAAAGAAGAGAAACUUCAACGAAUCAUGCGAGGCAUAACCAGCGAGGCGCUACAGGCAGCAAUACCAACUUAACAACAGUCACCAUGUGUGCGACACCGCCCAACAUCUACAUCGGAGGCGCUAGCAGCAACCACAACUUCCCUAACCUCAUCCGUGUCACUCAGAGCCCUACAUCUGGUGGUGGUGCAGCUACGCUCAAUCUAUCGGUGGUGUCAGGUCCAGCUCCAGUCUUGCACAGACCUGAGAUGGGAUCGGCUGGCAGUAUAAAGCAUUCGGCUGGUAGAGUGGAGAGACUGGGCAGUGCAGGCGUCAGUGAGGGAUAUUUAAGCAAACCCCAAGGACCACCCAUCGUGGCACUCAAACUAUCCCAUCGACCAAACUAUACCUCCUUAUGUGUGCCCAUGACAGGCGUGGUACGACCAAGCGUCAAGUGUCAACCAAAUCACAAAGACUAAGAGGAACUUCCAAUACUCUGAGGUUAAAGCAACUGGAAAUGCGUGAGAACCAUGCCGUAGUGCUGAGUUGACGACGAUGAUGCACCGAUCGCCAGGUGUAUUUUUAGAUUAUUACAUCAUCCAAGGAUGAGAGAGUCUUCCAGUAACAUGCCUCACACAUCAUGUGAGGGCGCCCUCUGUUGUUGUUGAGCAUGCAACUCCCCAUGAUGGAAGCAGAGGCUGUCGGUCGUCGUCGAUGUGAAAGAGUUUGGUCACAUGAGGAGGAUAGCACCCUGUGACCUUAUCAGCACCAGACUAGACUAAUGGCUCAUGGUGUGUGUGCUACAGGCAACUGGUCUGCACGUGGUGUCCAAUGAUGUUGGAAUGCCACAAUGAUGUACCUUUUUUAAUAGCCUUCAGAAAAGACUCCGCUAGGGUCAACAACGGCAGGCCAAUAACUGCCUUUUUUACAUACAAAAAACACUAAACUUCUAAAGCACUCUCCCAUUCCAAUGGUCCUUUAAGCCAUGAACCAUGUAAUGGUUCUUAUAACACCCCUUACAAAUAUUCUGCCUUUUCAUUGGUUUAGAGCGCGUCACAUGAUAUGUCUUAGUUUUACUAGACAACGGCCGUGUGAUUGUGCAUUGUUUGCCGUGUGAUAGUGCAUUGUUUGCCGUGUGAUAGUCUGACGGCUAUCACUUGGCGUGCA